CAAAGGUUGACCAUCGUCAUGGCGUCCGUGGCGUGGGAAGGAUGGAUCUACAAGCAAGGCAGCCUGAUGCCGACGUGGAAGAAACGCUACAUGGUGCUCAAGGGCCGCCACAUUGCCUACUACGACAAGGAGGUGACCAACCCGCGGGCGAAGGAGAAGGGCACGUUCACGCUUGCCGCCGUCGAGCGCACGCCGGCCAUGGAACUGGGCUUGACGCUCGCUGGCUACGACGGCAAGAUCAUGCACAUCUACACCAAGACGGUCGGCGAAUUCGUGCUCUGCAACAACGCAAUGACCGCGGCGUGCGUCGAGCCCGAGCGCAAGGUCGCGCCGGCGCUGAGUCGCGCCGAGUCGUCGAGCAUGAGCUACCGCCACGAGCGCAGCCCGUCGAGCGCCAACCGCGCCGUGACGCACUCGGGCUGGCUCGAGAAAGAAGGCCAGAACGUCAAGAGCUGGAAGAAGCGCUUCUUCGUGCUGUCGGGCACCGACUUGACGUACUACGACCGGAUCGGUGGCUCGGAGAAGGGCGGUGGCCGCGUCGUCGACGUGAGCUACUCGUACGACCGCCGCAAUAGCCUCACGUUCACCUUGAACAACGACCGCAUCCUCAACGUCACGGCCGACUCCGAGAGCGAAAUGCAGACGUGGUACAAUGCAGCGUGCAACGUGCUCGGAAAGGCGGUGUCGAGCGGUCAGCCCAUCUUCAAGUUCCAGAGCCCGCAGCUGUCGACCGGCUAUGGCCGCACCUCGUCGUCGUCGUCGUAUGAUAACAACAACAACAGCAGCCACAACCUUCGCGCCGGCUCGCAAGGCUCGAGCUACUCGGGCCAAGGCUACAUGUUUCGAGAAGCGUCAUCGUCGUCGGCCGACAGCAACCAGUACGACCCAGAGAACUACCCGUCACCGCCGGCCACUUACAACCCCGACACGGCGGCCGAGCUGUGGCAAAAGCCGGCGGCAAAGCCAGUGUCCCCCGUCAAGCCGCCGACGUACCCGCCCAAGCCCGUGUCACCCGCCAAGCCACCGACGCACAACCAAGCCUACCCACCCAAGCCAACCCCGACGCACAACCAAGCCUACCCGCCCAAACCCGUGUCGCCGGCAUAUAUCCCGCGCCCUAUCGCAGAGCCCGAGGUCGUCGAGCCCGUUGUUGAAGUGAACCGGUCGUACAACCCCAGCGCUGUCGCGGACGUCUGGAACGUCACGGACCCCAAGCAAGUGGAUUCGUGGGUCGAGCAAGGCAAGGCGUCGGCGCCACCGGUGGCAGUACCCGCACCGAGUGCCAACCUGCAGUCGUUUUUGGACAAGUACAUGCCCGCCGACGACGCGCCGCCGCCCGUGAUCACACCGACAGUGACCAAGUCCAUCGACGUGGCCAAGCCUGCGGUCGAGCUACCGUCACCGGUGGCCAUCGAGUCUCCGGUGGCCUCGCUUUCGACCCAGCCGAUCGUGCCACCGGUCGUCUCGGCGCCUGUGAUCCACCCUGUGAUCCACCCUGUGAUCCAACCUGUAAUUCAGCCGGUCGUUCAGCCCGUCGUUCAGCCCAUGGUCCAGCCUGUGAUUCAGCCCGCGGUCCAGCCGGUUGUCGAAGUCACCCGCACGGUGGUCCAGCACGUGACGGUGAACCAACCGGUGGUGCAGAACGUGACGAUGGUGCAGCAUGUAUCGGCGCCGAUUACCGUCAACGUUGUGUCGCCGGUAGCAUCGUCGACCGUUGCAGCCGAGUCGUCGUCGUCGGACGAGGACUAUGAGCGCAUCGACCGUGUCUCGCCGAGCUCCACCGACAGCUACGAGUCGCCCGCUGACGACGAGGACACGACGGGUCAUGAUGUCACGCCGCUUGUCCACGUCGUGCCCAAGUCCGAGUACACACCCGAGGUGCACAAGCCCAAGCCGAGCCCGCUGUACGUGGAUACAGCGCCAGAGCAGCCGCUCUGGGCGCCGGCGAUUCCGCAGCCGUCACCGCACGACCCCGAGACGUCGUUGGACGACAUGCGCGACGACGCCAGUGACAAGAGCGACGAGGAAUUGGACGCCAUCUCCCACGUGACGCCGCUCGUCGAGGUCCUUCCCAAGAGUGAGUUCACGCCCGAGGUUCAUGCUCAUGUCGACCGCCCGCAAGUGGUGACCAAGGUCGAGCCGCGCUGGACACCGACCAUGCCCGCGCCGACACCGGUGGUCACCGUCGCGCUCAACAGUGUCGAGGUUGUGAACACCGACGAUCAUGAUGCCGUCGUCUCGGAGCACGUCGAAGGUCGGUGCGGCAUCGACUGCGAGCACCGUGUCAAGGCGAUGCCCAAGAGUGAAUGCACGCCCGAGGUCCAUGCUCCGACGGGUAACACCCACAUUUUGCCACCACCCAGGGCCAACUACCGCCACAACGAGAGCGAUUUGGACGACGGGCCGGCGCUCGCACCACUGCAGCUCGUGCCCGGUGAGCCCUCGAAACUCAAGCACGAACGCAAGACCAAGUCGGAUGACGCCGCGCCCAAGAGCUGCUGCAGUGUCAUGUAGUCAUCAUCGCAAGCCUCUAUAUAAUCAAACAACAAGAACGUCUAAGCAUCCAA
Messenger RNA from Saprolegnia parasitica CBS 223.65, 2567 nucleotides. RefSeq lists its product as hypothetical. NCBI's taxonomy places the organism in Eukaryota, Oomycota, Saprolegniomycetes, Saprolegniales, Saprolegniaceae. The record is from RefSeq and is a predicted model, not a curated record. The coding region runs from base 19 to 2514 and encodes 831 amino acids. The transcript is spliced from 2 exons.